AUGCCUACACCAAGCACCGAAAUUAUUUAUGAUAAGAGCGGAAAUGAUAUUACCGAAUAUUAUGAUUCGCCUCAAGAAUUGGACGCUAAAAUUGAGCAGUUAGCGAAAUUGAUUCAUUCAUCGAAACAUAUUGUGUUUUAUACGGGAGCUGGAAUUAGUACUUCAGCAGGAAUUAGUGAUUUCAGAGGACCCAAGGGAGUUUGGACCUUAAAAGAAAAAGGACUUAAAACUACACGAACAGCAUCAUACCUCAAUGUACCUACUCCAACUCAUAUGGCCAUUUCUUACAUGUACAAUCAAAAAAAGAUCCAAUAUGUGACAUCACAAAACACGGAUGGACUUCAUGUUAAGAGUGGUAUUAAGAGAAGUGAUAUGAGCGAGCUCCAUGAUUCCAUUAUCAAUUUUGGAGAGAACCUUCCUGUCGACCAACUCGAGAGAGCAGAGCUUAAUGCUCGAAAGGCAGAUCUGGCCAUUGUCAUGGGUACAAGUCUUCGUGUUUCUCCUGCAUGUGAUUUGCCUCAAAAAUGUAAGAAGAAUCAUGGCAAGUUGGUCAUUGUGAAUUUACAAUACACACCCAAAGACAAGUAUGCAGACAUUCGGAUUUUUGCCAAGACUGAUACAGUGAUUAACAAACUCAUGGAAAAAUUAGGGUACACAAUUCCACCCUAUAUUUUAAAUUGUGAAUAUACUUUACAAGCGGUUGAGAAGAGCUCUGGAAAGUCGAGAAAAAUCAAUGUAGUCCUUUCCUCUCCUCAAGCAGGUGCAAACUUGCUCUCUUCCACAAUGUGGAGUGUCACUCUUGAAAACGGAAAGGUUAUGGAGUAUAAUGAUGUUUCUCAAUUAAUGGACUUGCCAAACGAUGUUCGGAAAGUGACUGUAUUGCUGACCUUUAGAUUACAGCCAAAGGAAGGAGUGGAAGCUGAAACUGUUAUUGAGUUGGACAUUCCUCAUCAAGGAGCAAACACUUCAAAAACAUUUCACAUUUCUGUGAACACCAAUACGAAUGAUGUCACUUGUAAAUAA
This is a messenger RNA of Naegleria lovaniensis, 1023 nucleotides long. RefSeq lists its product as uncharacterized. Gene Ontology annotation, molecular function: NAD+ binding. The transcript is spliced from 5 exons. Bases 1 to 1023 code for a protein of 340 amino acids. NCBI's taxonomy places the organism in Eukaryota, Heterolobosea, Eutetramitea, Acrasida, Naegleriidae. The record is from RefSeq and is a predicted model, not a curated record.